Messenger RNA from Acanthocheilonema viteae, 272 nucleotides. The record is from the annotation of a GenBank genome assembly. Lineage: Eukaryota; Metazoa; Nematoda; Chromadorea; Rhabditida; Onchocercidae.
AUGAUUGAUGAUGAACGGCAACGGAUAUCGAAUGAAAUUGUUGAUGAUGCAGAAGAAAUGAUGGAAACUUGUGGACCAACAAUUAUUCAGGUGAAUGAAUCACUUUCUCGACCAGCGAGUGCUUCAUCAACAAGAUCAAAUCAUGAGGUACAACAGGUACCGGAUCCGUUAUCAAAUAUGGUGACACGGGUAGAUUUGGGCAAUCGUGCAAGCUCUGUUGAUGCACAUCACGGGACACCACGAGCUGUAAAAUAUCGAAAUAAAGUUAAUAA